AUGCAUGAGGGAAAGAGGAACCUCACCUGGACUCCAAGGGACACCGGAGCCCUGUGCAACCAGGCCGGAGCAGAGCUGACUUUAUCAACAUCAAUUAUCUACAAGCACGAAGACAGGUUGUCCCCAAAGAUCGGCUUCCCCUGGAGUGAGAUCAGAAACAUUUCCUUCAACGACAAGAAGUUUGUCAUCAAGCCCAUCGACAAGAAAGCCCCAGAUUUUGUAUUCUACGCCCCUCGGUUGCGGAUCAAUAAGCGCAUCCUGGCGUUGUGCAUGGGAAACCACGAGCUGUACAUGAGGAGGAGGAAGCCCGACACCAUCGAGGUGCAGCAGAUGAAGGCCCAGGCCCGGGAGGAGAAGCACCACAAACAGAUGGAGAGAGCUCAGCUGGAGAACGAGAAGAAGAAACGAGAAUACGCGGAGAAGGAGAAGGAUCGGAUAGAGAGAGAGAAGGACGAGCUGCUCGAGAGGCUGAGGCAGAUCGAAGGGCAGACGCAGAGAGCUCAGAAAGAGCUGGAGGAGCAAACGCGCCGGGCGCUGGAUCUGGAGCAGGAGAGGAAGAAAGCGAAGGAGGAGGCGGAGCGGCUGGAGAGAGAGAGGCAGGCGGCCGAGGAGGCCAAGGCAGCGCUGGCUCAGCAGGCUGUAGACCAGAUGAAGAACCAGGAGCAACUGGCUGCUGAGUUAGCGGAGUUCACUGCCAAAAUCUCUCUGCUCGAGGAAGCCAAGAGGAAAAAAGAAGAUGAAGCAACAGAAUGGCAACACAAAGCGUUGUCAGCACAGGACGACCUGGAGAAGACCAGAGAGGAGCUGAAGUCGGCCAUGACGUCUCCUCCGGCGCCAGAAAACGAUGAGGAGGACGAAACGAGGGCCGAGGCGAGCGCCGAGCUCCUCAGCGAGGGCUUGAUCCACCACAGCGAAGAGGAGCGCGUCACUGAGGCGCAGAAGAACGAGCGCGUCAAGAAACAACUGCAGGUUCUGAGUUCAGAGUUGGCCGAGGCCCGUGAUGACACCAAGAAGACUCAGAACGACAUGCUGCACGCUGAGAACGUCCGGGCGGGAAGAGACAAAUACAAAACCCUGCGCCAGAUCCGCCAGGGCAACACAAAGCAGCGCAUCGAUGAGUUUGAGUCCAUGUGAGCCGUGGAAGAAGGGUGGACACCACGAUGAAAAGAGACCGUUUAGUCUGCCAUGUCAACGCCUCACACAAACCUGCUGCCUCCCCAGGAACUCCUGAUCUUAUUUUUCUAUCCAGGAGAAAGACCGGCUGACGGGCUUUGUAGCUACGCCAAAGCUCUGCCUAGCAGUGGUUGGCCAAUCACACUGCUUCCUGCUUUUUAGAGCUCCGCCCCCAUCCCCCCAACAACGCACACGUCUUUUAAUCUGUCGGAAAAAUAGCAAGCAACAUAUCCUGGCAUGAACCUGGACUUCUCCCCCCUUUUACAGUACUGACAGUUUUAAAGCUUGCAUGUAUGAUAGUUAAACAACAGGACCUUUAGACACAACCCGAGGAUUGGUUGAUGUCGUGCUUUGACUCAACAAAAUGAAAAGGCCAUUUGUAGCUCGUCGAUGUUGCCGGCACGGUUUUCCGUAACGCUUUAAUAUCUGUUCCUUUUAUGUCAACAAUUUAAAUAAUUUGUUUAAAAAAGAAAACCUGCCUUAUCGUCUCAUUUCCUUUCAGUCUGGGGUUACUUUUUGUUGUCUUGUGUUAGGAAAGUCAGACAUUUAGUUAUCAUUGUUCUGUUAAUAUUAUAUCAGCUAAUUUGUUUCUUCUUCUUGAAUGGUUGUCAGUUUACAAAUGCUCACUCUGAUGAGAAAACUAGAUUUGCUUAUUUUACACUGCAUUCAGUUAGACAUUUGUUCAAAUAUAUAUUUUGCCCCACAAUAAAGAAUGAAUUUAUAUUUCUAACUUUGAAGCCACAGUAUGAUGAUGAGUCCGGACUGAGGUAGAUUUGGAUUCAUUCAUAGAAGAUUUUGUGUCAGAUAUAAAUGUUCGUAACCUGA
This is a messenger RNA of Notothenia coriiceps (black rockcod), 1998 nucleotides long. Its product is annotated as radixin-like. Lineage: Eukaryota; Metazoa; Chordata; Actinopteri; Perciformes; Nototheniidae. Gene Ontology annotation, molecular function: actin binding. The record is from RefSeq and is a predicted model, not a curated record. The transcript has 10 exons. Gene Ontology annotation, cellular component: cytoskeleton. Bases 1 to 1134 code for a protein of 377 amino acids.